Messenger RNA from Myxocyprinus asiaticus (Chinese sucker), 2409 nucleotides. Its product is annotated as dual specificity protein phosphatase 14-like. The record is from RefSeq and is a predicted model, not a curated record. The transcript is spliced from 3 exons. Gene Ontology annotation, molecular function: MAP kinase tyrosine/serine/threonine phosphatase activity. NCBI's taxonomy places the organism in Eukaryota, Metazoa, Chordata, Actinopteri, Cypriniformes, Catostomidae. The coding region runs from base 612 to 1247 and encodes 211 amino acids. Gene Ontology annotation, biological process: protein dephosphorylation. Gene Ontology annotation, cellular component: cytoplasm.
GCGCUUCUGUGCUCUAUAAGCGUAUGUUUUCCCAAUAGAAAAUUUCCUGUUGUCAGACCCACGCACCAUAGAGACGCGCGCACGCUCACCUCCAUCACUGGAAAGCGCGUGGAGUUUUUACUGAACAUUCCCAAAAUAUCUGCUUGUUAGCGCUGCUCUAAAUUAAUUCUGCCUCUAAUCAGUUAACCCGAUCAUAAUUUUAGAGGACAUUCGCCUUCAAUGUUUUGAAGUAACGAGGUUUUUGGCAACAUGCCAGUAAUUGUAGCACGUUUGGGGACAAAGCACAAAGGCACAUCACAGGAGGAGCACUUCACUGGUGUCUUUGCAUGGCACUGCCUGCACUUCAGUCGACCAGCAGUGCUGAGUCCACUGAUAUGCACUGACCUGUGAUGUGCUCUGAAUGGAGCAGGAGAUACGGGUCUGGCUGUGGAGUGAGACCCCAACUCUGCCAGCUCCUCAGCAAGGGUCUCUCUGAAUACCUUCUGAUGCAUAGAUAUGUCCGAUGGUCUGUGUGAAAUCAUCAGUUGCUUUAAGAUGACCAAGGAGAACUGAAAGAGAUCCUGGCGCCUCCUCAAGGUUUCUAUUUCUCUGUCUACUACCUGCACUCCUCUAUGGGUUCCCGAAGUCAUGGGUUCUUCCACCACCAUCAUCAUCAUCAUCACCGCAGUUCAGUGAUGCCCACAGCUGUACCUCGACUGGUGCCCGAGACCAGCAGCCUGUUGGGUGGCAUCGCCCAGAUCACCCCUUCCUUGUUCCUUGGCCGUGGGAAUGUGGCGUCGAACCGCAGUCUCCUCCUGUCGAAAGGAAUAACCUGCGUGGUAAACGCCACCAUCGAGCUGCCCAACUUCAACUGGCCGCACAUGGAGUAUGUGAAGGUGCCACUGGCCGACAUGCCUCAUUCUCCAAUCUCACUUUAUUUUGACAGUGUGGCUGAUAAGAUCCACAGCGUUGGCCGCAAACGUGGUGCCGUCCUGGUGCAUUGCGCGGCUGGUGUGAGCCGAUCCGCCUCGCUUUGUUUGGCUUACCUCAUGAAGUACCACAGAGUUUCCCUGGCUGAUGCCCAUGCUUGGGUCAAGGCCCGGCGACCCGUCAUUCGUCCUAAUGGAGGAUUCUGGCGACAACUUAUUGACUACGAGAGGAAACUGUUUGGCAGGAACUCCGUGAAAAUGAUCCAGACACCAUAUGGGGUCAUGCCAGACGUGUACGAGCGGGACCGCAGAGACCUGGCACCUUACUGGGGCUUGUGAAGAGGGGUUUUGUCUUUGGUUUAAGCGUAGAGGAGAAUUAACAGGUCCGAUAACUGAUCUCUGACUCUGUCGUCUUCCGACCUCUUUCGAAAUGUGUGCAUGUUCCUCCAGCAAGAGAAUCAUGUGAGAUGUGAGUCCUUGCCUGGGUGUUUGUGUCCAUUUUUGAGAUGGACAACGUCACUCGGAGUCCACUCUUUUAUGAGGUUAGAAGUGAUAGGGUCAUUUUUUAAUGUUGAACUGUUAUUUUAGAAGCACUUUGGGAACCAAAUGAGGUGCUGAGAAUCACAAAUUUGCCCUUCCUUAAAACUGUGCUAAUGUUGUCUUAGUUCUGCUCUUUUAUUUGAUGAGAAAUGCAGCAGACUGCUCUUGAUUACUGGUAGCAUUUAAAAAAGAAAAAAAAAAGAAAACGUAUUCCAAUGUAUAUCUUUAGCUUUUGUGCAGAAGAAAUAAUAAUAAUAAUAAAAAAAAGACAAUAGUUUUGAAAGGUCUCAAGAGCCACAAAAAUGUUUAGCAGAUGGAUAUUUUACAAUAUUAUGAGUUUAAUAGAUUUGUGUAUAUUGAAUAUAACAGGAAAUAUCUAUCUUUAAAUGAUAAUGGUACUCCAAAAAGGACAGUCAACAUUUUGAAAGCUUUGGAAUCUUUUGUUUAUAAAAAGCAGAUUGUUAAAUAUGGCAGUCACUGUCAAGUCAUUUUUUCAAAUAAUUUAGUCUAUUUGGUCUUUUUGCAAUUUCUAUUGUUUUUAUCUUUAUGACUAUUUAAGUCAAGAUGUUUCUUUAAAAUAUUUAAUGUAGUGAAUCACAAUAAACAGAGGAGACAUCUGUCACAGGACUCAUAGCAAAGCUUUUACUAAUUCAUGUUAGAAAACUUGAAUUUAUGUUAAAGUGUUUUAAUUAGUGUGUUCAAAUGAAUAAAUGAUUAAAUAUUGUAUUGUUGCAUUUGCUUAGUUCCUUAGUUCAUCAUAAAUGCAUUAACAUUAACUCAAAUGUUUACCUUUUUUAAAUGUACAAAUUACAGAAACACUAAAUAUGUAAAAAAAAAAAAAAGAAAAAAAAGAAAACGGUUUUCUAUUCUUGCUAAAUGUGGACACUUCAAGUAAGCCAUUUAUAGGUUGAUUUCCCUAAAAGUGUAAAUGCUGUGGCAUUAUUAAAACAUUGCAAAACAU